Chanos chanos (milkfish) is the source of this 1041-nucleotide messenger RNA. Its product is annotated as GATA zinc finger domain-containing protein 14-like. The record is from RefSeq and is a predicted model, not a curated record. The transcript is spliced from 2 exons. Bases 1 to 1041 code for a protein of 346 amino acids. NCBI's taxonomy places the organism in Eukaryota, Metazoa, Chordata, Actinopteri, Gonorynchiformes, Chanidae.
AUGACACAUCACCAGCACCACUCCACUAACCAGCACCACUCCAGUAACCAGAGCCACCCCAGUAACCAGCACCACUCCAGUAACCAGCACCACUCCACUAACCAGCGCCACUCCAGUAACCAGAGCCACUCCAGUAACCAGAACCACUCCAGCAACCAGCACCACUCCACUAACCAGCGUCAAUCCAGUAACCAGAGCUACUCCAGUAACCAGCACAACUCCACUAAACAGUACCACUCCAGUAACCAGAGCCACUCCAGUAACCAGCACCACUACAGUAACCAGCACCACUCCACUAACCAGCACCACUCCAGUAACCAGAGCUACUCCAGUAACCAGAACCACUCCAGCAACCAGCACCACUCCAGUAACCAGCGUCAAUCCAGUAACCAGCGCUACUCCAGUAACCAGAGCUACUCCAGUAACCAGAGCCACUCCAGUAACCAGCACCACUCCAGUAACCAGAGCCACUCCAGUAACCAGAGCCACUCCAGUAACCAGCGCCACUCCACUAACCAGCACCACUCCAGUAACCAGCACCACUCCAGUAACCAGCACCACUCCAGUAACCAGAGCCACUCCAGUAACCAGCGCUACUCCAGUAACGAGCACCACUCCACUAACCAGCACCACUCCAGUAACCAGCACCACUACAGUAACCAGAGCCACUCCAGUAACCAGCACCACUCCAGUAACCAGCGUCAAUCCAGUAACCAGCACCACUCCAGUAACCAGCGUCAAUCCAGUAACCAGCACCACUCCAGUAACCAGCGCUACUCCAGUAACCAGCACCACUCCAGUAACCAGCACCACUCCAGUAACCAGAGCUACUCCAGUAACCAGCACCACUCCAGUAACCAGCACCACUCCAGUAACCAGAGCUACUCCAGUAACCAGAGCCACUCCAGUAACCAGAGCCACUCCAGUAACCAACACCACUCCAGUAACCAGCGUCAAUCCAGUAACCAGCACCACUCCAGUAACCAGCGUCAAUCCAGUAACCAGCGCUACUCCAGUAACCAGCACCACUCCAGUAACUAG